Molecule: messenger RNA, 480 nt
Organism: Meloidogyne enterolobii
Lineage: Eukaryota; Metazoa; Nematoda; Chromadorea; Rhabditida; Meloidogynidae
Source: the annotation of a GenBank genome assembly
CCUUAUGUAGCAGCAUUCCUGUUGAGAGAGGGUCAAAAUACCCAACAAAGGAGGGCGAAGUUUGGAGAACCUAUGGAAAUUAUUGAUCUCAUUGUUGACAUUUUCUUUAUUAUUGAUAUCAUAAUCAACUUUAGAACUACUUAUGUUAACGACAACGAUGAAGUUGUCAGUGAUCCAGGGAAAAUUGCACUACACUAUUUUAAAGGAUGGUUUUUUAUUGACGCGGUAGCAGCUGUCCCUUUUGAUUUGUUAUUGGUCGAGACGGAUAGUGAUGAGACCACAACAUUAAUUGGACUUUUAAAAACUGCUCGUCUUUUGCGUUUAGUACGGGUAGCCAGAAAGCUUGAUAGGUACUCUGAAUAUGGGGCGGCUGUUCUUUUACUUUUAAUGGCUACAUUUGCUUUAAUUGCUCAUUGGCUAGCUUGUAUUUGGUAUGCCAUUGGCUCUACAGAAUUACCACAUAAAGUUGGUUUAAAAUAA